This is a messenger RNA of Thrips palmi, 2051 nucleotides long. RefSeq names its product gastrula zinc finger protein XlCGF71.1-like. Bases 5 to 1045 code for a protein of 346 amino acids. Gene Ontology annotation, cellular component: nucleus. The transcript is spliced from 5 exons. Gene Ontology annotation, molecular function: DNA-binding transcription factor activity; RNA polymerase II cis-regulatory region sequence-specific DNA binding. Lineage: Eukaryota; Metazoa; Arthropoda; Insecta; Thysanoptera; Thripidae. The record is from RefSeq and is a predicted model, not a curated record. Gene Ontology annotation, biological process: regulation of transcription by RNA polymerase II.
UUGGAUGGUGGGCCCUGAGUACGAAAGGCUCUGCGGAGACACAUUAGUGGGUUCUCGCACUGGGCCAGCCUCAGCUCUGUACACUAGUUGGUGGCGCACUUGGGGCCGUGAAACGCAACCGCAGUGUUCCCAGCGGUCCCUCGUCGGCUUGCCCGAGGCGGAUUACCCGAAGAGUUGGUGGCGCACUUGGGGCCGUGAAACGCAGCCGCAGUGUUCCCAGCGGUCCCUCGUCGGCUUGCCCGAGGCGGAUUACCCGAUGAACAGGACACGAGUCGGUGUGCACCGUUCCCCUUUGCAUUUUGAGGUCUUCGCCUGCACCUUAGCAGCCCUCCCUGCCAGGCGCAUCAUGCCCCUCGAGAGCUCACUGUGCGGCGAGGUGGCGGCAUCGUCAGCGGCGCCGCGUGUUCCACGUGGCAAGCGUGGAGGGCAGCAGGCACUCCACUGUGCAGUCUGCGAGAAGGAGUUCCGACGCAGGAGUGCCCUCCAGCGGCACUUGCGGACCCAUACCGGGGAGAAGCCUUUCGAGUGCACGUUCUGCGAGGAGAAGUUUGCUCUAAAUGGAAACUUAACAAGGCACCUUCGGAUCCACACCGGGGAGAAGCCUUUCGAGUGUGUAAUUUGCGAGAUGAGGUUCACGGAAGGUGGAACUCUGAGGACGCACCUUCGCACUCACACUGAGGAGAAGCCGUUCGAGUGCACAGUUUGCAAGAAGAGUUUCUCUGACUGGAGCGCUCUAAGAAGGCACCAGCGGACCCACACUGGGGAGAAGCCUUUUGAGUGCGCACUUUGCAAGAGGAAGUUCACUCAGAGGUACCACCUCCGAACGCACCUUCGAACGCACACAGGGGAGAAGCCAUUUGAGUGCGCCGUUUGCAAGAACAAGUUCACUGCAAGUUCGGAUUUAAGAAAGCACCUUCGCACCCACACUGGGGAGAAGCCUUACGAGUGCACCGUUUGCAAGAAGAAAUUCACGCAAGGUCGAAGUCUGAGAAUGCACCUUCGCACUCACACUGAGGAGAAGCCUUACGAGUGCACCGUUUGCUAGAAGAGUUUCAAUACACCACAAAAUCUCAGAAGGCAUCUCAGAACCCACACUAGGUAGAAGCCUUUCGAGUUCUCAGUCAGCAAGAAAAAGUGCAGCACAAGCAGCAAUCUCAAACGCCACAUCCGGACGAAGAAACUAUCUGAAUUGGCUCACGUGUGGUUCCCCCUUAGAAUUACGAUUAGUUAAGAGGCAGUCAUUUUCCCGUUUGUCUUUUUUAAUUGUUUUUGAUGAGUGAUUUUGCUGUUUUUACUGACCGGCUGCACUUUUUCGUUAGUGGCUCACGUCUCAAGUACGAAUCCGCGGUCUUAGGACGCUUCCUGUAUUGUUGGUUUCUUCUGACUGAUUUAUUGGUACGUUGGACUCGUCGAAAUUCAUAAUGACCUUUCAAGGAAAUUUCCCGCAGUUCCGUUUUUCUUACGAGUUCUUGGUACCCGAUGCGCGUCACUCUGCAGUCGGACACCGUUGCUUAGGGAGGAAUGCACCACUUUGCUAGUAGUUUGACACAUGUCAUGCCCAUCCGAAGGCUCCCAAGUUUAAGAAGCAUUCCCUUUUAACAAAAAAAUUAUAGCUGGUGACUUCAACAUGCUUGAUUGUAAAAUAAAAUACUAAUGAAUGCUGCCAAACAUUUGUUUUUAUCACUGUUUUGAAACUCUUAAUGAGAAGCAGAUAAAUCUUUUUCUGAAAGGAACAGAGGGUCAUUGUCAGAAGUCUUGAAAUAAUUUAUAUCUAUAUAGACUCGUUAAGAACAAAGGCUACGAAAUAAUUGACUUGCUCCCCAUUUAAAACAAGCUUUCCGCUUAUUCUUUAAACAAAAAAACCGAUGGACAAACCGAAUGUGAUCAGAACAGCGCCGAAAACAUCUCAUAACGAAGGACUCGUUAUUUUAGCGAUAAAUGAGCAAAGUCUCCAAUUGUAAGUUCCCUAACUGAGGUGCUGAGAACAGCCUCAAAUGCAGAAGACCCUUUCUUGUAAAACUUUAACCGUCAAGUAAAUUAUAAUAUUCAUU